AAGGAAUUCUGACUUUUCUGAUCUUAGCAAAGCUUGGUAUAUAUGAGCCAGGAUUGUUGUUGUUGUUUUGGUUAGAGUGUUCAGUUAAGCUCAUUUUGUUUGUGUUGCUCACUCGCCCCCCAUCAUCUUCUAUUUACGAGAUUACAAUUUACAGAUACUCCUUGAAUUGGUUGGAUGAACAGAAUGCUUGUGUCUCUUUCUUCACUACCAUUUUCUCUGAGCUAUGAGGGUGACUGCCCCCUCUUUAAUCCUAUAUUCCUCCGGAGCAUUUCUGCUUCGCUUCACUUGCUUUUGUUGCUCCUUAUUGUCCUAGUUUGGAUGUUCAAGAAAAUCGUAAACACUCAAAACUACACAAAACAAAAAGAUCAUAAAAAUGCCAGAAUGUUGUGCUACAAACAAACCAUCUCCUCUUGUUUGAGUCUCUCACUGUUCAAUCUUGUUCUCUGUCUAUUAACUCAAUUUUACUGGUACUCAAGUGGUUGGUCUGAGGAAAAAAUUCUAACUUUUUCGGAUUUCUUAAUAAAGGCUGUUUCUUGGUUAGUAAUCUCUGUUGUUUUACACACCCAAUUCUUAAACUCUGUUGAAAACAAGUACCCGCUUGUUUUGAGAGCUUGGUGGGGGUGUUUCUUUGCACUGUCUUGUUAUUGCUUAGUAGUAGACAUAUUUUAUCACAAAAAGAACAAAACUUUAUCAGCACAGUUUUGGGUUUCUGACCUAGUGUCCACUGUCAUGGGGUUGUUCUUCUGUUCUGUGGGAUUUUCAGGUAAAAAGGAGGCUGUAGGUGACCUUCUUAAGGAACCCCUGUUGAAUGGUGGAGAAGUGAAAUUACCUUCUGGGAAUGAAUCUGUUACUCCUUAUUUCAGUGCUAGCCUUUUCAGUACACUUACUUACUCAUGGAUGAACCCUCUAAUUUCUCUUGGCACCAAGAGAAUAUUAAACCCUGAGGACAUUCCUCAACUUGCUGGUUUGGAUAGUAUUAGAGGCAUUUUUCCAAUUUUAAGAGAUAAGCUAGGAUCUUCUAGUGAGGGGGGUAGAAAAUUGACUACAUUUAUGCUGGCAAAGGCAUUGAUUUUCACUGUUUGGAAGGAAAUUAUGUUAUCUGCCAUUUAUAUACUCCUAUAUAAAUUGCCCACUUAUGUUGAAGCUUAUCUCAUUAAUAACUUAGUUCAAUUCCUCAACGGAAGCCGGGAAUUUAGAAAUGAAGGUUACUUGUUGGUCUCUGCAUUCUUGAUAGCAAAGCUUGUUGAGUCAGUGGCAGAGACACAGUAUUUUUUCAAAGUAAGGCAGGCUGGGUUCAGGGUAAGGGCUGCACUGGUUGCCAAAGUCUAUAACAAGGGUUUGACUCUCUCAUGCCAAUCAAGGCAGAGCCAUACAAGUGGAGAGAUCAUCAAUUUUAUGACUGUAGAUGCUGAGAGGAUAGCUGACUUUGUUUGGUACAUCCAUGAUCCGUGGAUUAUACUUGUGCAAAUUGGCCUUGCAUUGGUUAUUCUCUACGAAAAUCUCGGGGGUGCUUCAAUUGUAGCACUCCUUUCUACUGUUAUAGUGAUGCUAGCAAACUUCCCUUUAGCAAAAUUACAGGAGAGAUACCAGGAAAAACUUAUGAAAUCCAAAGAUAGUCGCAUGAAGGCAACCUCUGAGGUUUUAAGGAACAUGAGAAUACUUAAACUUCAAGCUUGGGAGAUGAAAUUUCUAUCCAAAAUCCUUGGGAUCAGAAAUACUGAGGUAGGAUGGUUAAGAAAAUUUGGAUACAUCUCGGCUUUGACUACUUUUGUCAAUUGGGUUGCCCCGUCAUUUGUGUCUGUUGCUACAUUUGGUGCUGCUGUGCUUAUGGGGGUUCCACUUGAAUCCGGAAAAGUACUUUCUUCGCUUGCCACAUUUACUACACUGAAGCAGCCUAUUUACAGAAUUCCAGAUGCAAUUUCAAUGAUAGCUCAGAUUAAAGUUUCUCUUGAUCGAAUUGCAUCAUUCCUUUCACUAGAUGACCUGCAACCUAGUGCUAUUGAGAAGCUUCCUAGAGGUAGUUCUGAUGUUGCCAUUGACAUUGUAGAAGGAAAUUUCUGUUGGAAUGAAACCUCUUCUAGUCCACUUCUAAAAGACAUAAAUGUAAGAGUGUAUCAUGGCAUGAAAGUUGCCAUUUGUGGUACUGUUGCUUCAGGAAAGUCAAGUCUAUUAUCUUGCAUUUUGGGAGAAAUGCCCAAAAUUUCAGGAAGUGUUAAGCUCUGUGGAAGCAAAGCCUAUGUUCCACAGUCGCCCUGGAUACAGAGUGGGACCAUAGAAGAAAAUAUAUUGUUCGGUAUGAAAAUGGACAGCGAGAAGUAUGAUAGAGUUCUUGAAGCAUGUUCCUUAAAGAAAGACUUGGAAGUUCUCCCUUUUGGUGAUCAAACAGUGAUCGGAGAGCGAGGAAUCAAUUUGAGUGGUGGACAGAAGCAAAGAGUACAAAUUGCUCGUGCUUUAUACCAAGAUGCUGACAUUUAUCUCUUUGAUGAUCCAUUUAGUGCAGUCGAUGCUCAUACCGGAACCCAUCUCUUCAAUGAAUGUAUACUUAGACUUCUGGAUUCAAAAACAGUUAUUUAUGUUACACAUCAAGUAGAGUUCUUACCUGCCGCAGAUCUGAUCUUGGUUAUGAAAGACGGAAGGAUUUCACAAGCUGGAAAGUACAACGACAUCCUCAAAUUGGAAAGUGAGUUUAUGGAGCUUGUGGGUGCUCACAACGAAGCAAUAUCAGCAACAGAUUCCUUUGAGGAAAGAAUAGUAACAGUAAGAAACGAGAGCGGUGGAAUGUUGACCACUAAUGAUGCUAUAAAUGAAGAAGCUACAGAUGGUAAAAUUGAUAGCUCUGUAAGACCAAAAGGCCAACUUGUCCAAGAGGAAGAAAGAGAGAAAGGUAGAGUUGGGUUCCUGGUUUACUGGCAAUAUAUUACUAUGGCGUUUGGAGGUUUUCUUGUGCCCUUUAUAUUAUUGGCACAAAUAAUCUUUCAAACACUUCAAAUUGGAAGCAAUUAUUGGAUGACUUGGGCUACUCCGGUGUCAGAAGGUGAGACACCACCAGUUGGAAGCUCUACUCUCCUUCUUGUUUAUGUUGCAUUUGCAAUUGGAAGUUCCUUCUGUGUCCUUGUCAGAGCCUUGCUGCUUGUGACCACUGGAUUCAAAACCGCCACACUACUUUUUCACAAAAUGCAUUUGUGUAUUUUCCGUGCUCCAAUGUCUUUCUUUGAUGCCACACCCAGUGGGCGUAUUCUGAAUAGAGCAUCUACGGAUCAAAGUGUUGUUGAUCUGAACAUUCCCUCUCAAAUUGGAUCAUUUGCCUUCACAAUAAUUGAUACGUUGGGUAUCAUUGCCAUAAUGUCUCUAGUUUCAUGGCAGGUCUUCGUUUUCUUUAUUCCUGUGAUUGCAAUAUGCGUCUAUUAUCAGCGACAAUACUUGCCUUCAGCUCGAGAAUUGGCACGAUUAGCUGGAGUUGCUAAGGCUCCAGUCAUACAGCAUUUUGCUGAAACUCUCUCGGGAGCAACUACGAUUCGAGGUUUUGACCAGGAGUCCAGAUUUUGUGAUACAAAUAUGAAACUAAUAGAUAAUUAUUCUCGGCCCAGGUUUCAUGUUUAUGGUGCUAUGCAGUGGAUAUGCUUUCGCUUGAAUGUGUUGUCUGUAAUCACUUUUGCCUUUACGUUGAUAUUCUUCGUAUCUGUUCCAGUGGGAACUAUUGACGCAAAUUUUGCUGUCUUAGCAGUGACAUAUGGGAUUAAUUUGAACUCGGAAUUGAUUUGGAUUGCAUUAUGUUUUUGCAUUGUAGAGAAUAGUAUUAUAUCAGUUGAAAGAAUAAUUCAGUACACUUGUAUGUCUAGCGAGCCCCCUCUUGUUACCGAAUCUAACAGGCUUGACGCGUGUUGGCCGCCAAAUGGUAGAGUUGAAAUCAGCAAUCUAAAGGUACGAUAUGCUCCACAGCUGCCCCUUGUUUUACGAGGCAUCACGUGCACGUUUUUGGGAGGAAAGAAAACUGGAGUAGUUGGGAGGACUGGCAGUGGUAAAUCAACACUUAUACAGACCCUCUUUCGUGUUGUUGAACCAGCGGAUGGAGAAAUUGUUAUAGAUGGUAUCAAUAUAUCGUCAAUUGGACUGCAUGAUUUGCGGGCUAGGUUGAGCAUAAUUCCCCAAGAUCCAACCAUGUUUGAGGGGACAAUUCGUGGAAAUCUAGAUCCACUCGAGGAGUAUACAGAUGAACAGAUUUGGGAGGCUCUUGAUAAGUGUCAGCUGGGAAGCGAAGUUCGUAAGAAGGAAGCUGGGCUCGAUUCUGCAGUUACUGAAAAUGGCGAGAAUUGGAGCGUGGGUCAGAGGCAACUCGUCUGUCUCGGGCGAGUGCUGCUGAAGAAGAGCAAGAUUCUGGUACUUGACGAGGCUACAGCGUCUGUUGACACCAUGACAGACAAUCUGAUCCAGCAAACUCUGAGGCAACACUUUUCAGAUUCCACUGUCAUAACAAUUGCGCAUAGGAUAACCUCGGUGCUAGACAGUGACAUGGUUCUGCUCUUAGAUAAUGGGGUUGUUGCUGAAAAUGACACUCCAGCAAAUCUGCUGGAUAACAAAUCGUCGUUAUUCGCAAAGCUUGUGGCUGAAUAUACCAUGAGGUCAAGUAGUUCUGGUUUCGAAAAAUUGUCGUGAAUACAACAAUCAGAUUGUACGAGGCUUGGUUAAUGUUUCAGGCUUUCAGCUUUGGAUUAAUAAUGUAGGAUGCUCUAAAAUGUUAAAAUGUCAGGUUUGAAGAAGGUGUAAUAAACAUAUUUGCUUCCUGUCCAUAUUUCCAGUGUAGCUAUGUCCAUUCGUUAAAAGAACUAUGGUAGUGGACAAUCUUGGCUUUACAGAAGAGUAUAAACAUGUAAAAGAAGAUUUUAUUUUUUAUUUUGUUGAAUAUAAAUAUAUAUGUUUUGUGUUGGAGAAAAUAAAA
Ipomoea triloba (trilobed morning glory) is the source of this 4936-nucleotide messenger RNA. Its product is annotated as ABC transporter C family member 3-like. Lineage: Eukaryota; Viridiplantae; Streptophyta; Magnoliopsida; Solanales; Convolvulaceae. The transcript has 10 exons. Gene Ontology annotation, biological process: transmembrane transport. Gene Ontology annotation, molecular function: ATP hydrolysis activity; ATP binding; ABC-type transporter activity. The record is from RefSeq and is a predicted model, not a curated record. Gene Ontology annotation, cellular component: vacuolar membrane; plant-type vacuole. Bases 175 to 4653 code for a protein of 1492 amino acids.